GCUAAUUAACUGCCCAGGCCGGCCUUCGGUGCAUAAUAUUGUAAUGAGGUAGGAGGGAGAGCCGCAGCUGCUCCAGCAUGAGCAGCCGGCUCUGUUCCUGGGCCCGGGAACGAGGAAGGAGCUGACUUCUUUCUCCCCGUUGAAGUUGCCUGAAGCGCGGACGGGAAAAGCAGACAGGGGCAGGUCCGCCGCCGGCACCGGGCAUGAGCGAGGCGUUGGGGUCCUAGAGGAUCCUGGGGGAGUGACCGAAGAUGGGCAACCAGCCUGGGCGAACGGAGGAGCACGAUCAAGGAACAGUUUCAGCUACAAAGCGCACAGGGAUUCCAGCACCCCGGGAAGUAUCAUCAUCCAUAUCCAGAGAGAGGGCUGUGUUGCGUGGUCAAGCCAACACAAGGAAAACGCAACCCAGCCCCACCUCUUCUGGUACACCGACUCCUACCAAACACGUGCGCCCCACCAGCAAGUCCAAGCAAGAGAAUGAAACUGGUGACAAAGCUGUUCUGGAAUCUCAGGUUAAAGAGCUUCUGGCAGAAGCAAAGACAAAAGAUUCUGAAAUUACCAAACUCCGUUGUGAAUUGAAGAAAUGCAAAGAGAAAGGGUCACUUAAUGUUGAAGGAAUGGGUGCUUCCAACCAAAAUUUAGAAACGGUGUCGCCUGUUGGCAUAGAUCCAUUAAUACGGACCCUUCAGGAAAAAAACAGGACUUUUCAAAAAGAGCUUGCUAGCCUGGGAGAAGAAAAUCGUGUUUUGAAAGAGAAACUGCUUUAUCUAGAGAACUCUCCUGUCUCAGACACAACAACAAGCAGUGGAGGUGACAGCAGCCUCCCAACCCCAACUACCCAAGAAUCCAGCUUUGGAAGCACAUCAAAGCAUGCAUCGAGAGGUGAAAUGGAUGAGCACAGGCAGCACGUGAAUGGGGGUGCGCUGCACAAUUCGGGUUCUUCCAGCAGUGAUGUAACUAAAGCUUCCUUGUCGCCUGAUGCAUCUGAUUUUGAACAUAUAGCAGAUGUACCUUCCAGACCAGCAUCCUCCAACAGCAACCACUUCAAAGGCUCCAAAUGCUCCACUACAGGAAGUUCUCCAAACAAUAUUAGUGACCUUUCUGUUGCAUCUCUUACAGAGAGAAUCCAAAAGAUGGAGGAGAAUCACCACAGCACAGCAGAAGAAUUACAAGCCACUUUGCAGGAGCUAUCGGAUCAACAGCAAAUGGUGCAGGAGCUGACGGCAGAAAAUGAGAAGCUUGUGGAAGAGAAAGCUCUCCUGGAGACUUCCUUUCGUCAGCACAGAGACAGAGCAGAACAGCUGAACCAAGAAAAUGAAAAGCUAAUGACUCUCCUCCAAGAGCGAUCCAAGAAUGAAGAAAGCAGAGCGCAGGAGGGGAAGGUCCUUGAACUGGAACAGAAAUGUGCAGAAGUUCUUGAAAAAGCACAAUUUGAAAGAGAGAAAUUGCUCAACAUUCAACAACAGUUAACCAGCAGCCUACGAAGCUUAGAAAGGGAGCAUCAAGAUGCCCAGCAGGUGAUUAAAAGCCUGAGAGAAGAAAAUGAGAAGCUGCUUAAACUACUGGAAGUGGAACAGCAGAGCAACAGCACAGUGACAAAAACUCUGGAGGACUGUAAAAUUGCCUUAGAAGGUCUAAAGAUUGAGAAUGGCUCCCUCAAAACUCAGUUAGAGAGUGAGAAGCAAAAGGCUGCAGAAAUCAAUGCGAUGGGAUGCACUACGGACAACUCUGAGGUGCAAGAGAUGCUGAAAGUGGCCCAUGCCGAAAAGGAUCAGUUGGAAGCAGCUUGCACUGAGCUUAAGCAAGAGCUGCUGAAGGCAAGCAGCGAACUGAAGCACAUUCAGGGUCUGCUAUUGAAGGCUGAGAGCGAAUGUGGUCAGCUGAAGGAGGUGUGUGACCGGCAGGCUGAGCAACUGAGCAGAACCAGCCAGAAGCUGCAGGAAAAAACAUCAGAGACUGAAGCGGAUAUAAAAAACCUGAAGGAGACCAUUUUUGAGUUGGAGGACCAGGUGGAACAACAUCGUGCUAUAAAACUUCACAAUAACCAGCUCAUCAGUGACCUAGAAAGUAAAGCAAUGAAGCUGGAAGAACAAAAGCAAGAUGCAGAGAGGCAGCUGAAGGCUCUGACUAAGCAAAUGAAGGAAGAUACAGAAGAGUGGAGGCGUUUUCAAGCUGACCUGCAGACUGCAGUGGUUGUAGCCAAUGAUAUUAAGUGUGAAGCCCAGCAGGAGCUCCGUGCGGUAAAGAGAAAGCUUCAGGAGGAAGAGGAGAAGAGUGCCAGACUGCAGAAGGAGCUGGAUGAAGCGAAGGGCAGCAACAGGUUGGUUAUUUACAAAGGCCAAGAUUUGAUCUCUGUGACUGCUAACAUGCAUGCAAACAGUGCUUUGUCAAUAACUAUUCAUUGGCUUGAUGUGCUGACAGCUGAAGAGGUAGAAUCUCUAGAGGCAGAUACAACCAACCGCUGGCAAGGAGUCUGCAUUAGCAGAGCAUCUCCCACACCGUCAGAAUCUGCAGCCACUGUGAAGUCGCUGAUAAAAUCAUUUGACUUAGGAUGCUCAGGUAGCACUGGACAAAAUAUCACAGUUCACAAGGUCCCCAGGAGCCCUCUAAGUGGAAUUCCAGUGAGGACAGCCCCAGCAGCUGCUGUUUCCCCCAUGCAGAGACAUUCUGUUUAUAAUAACGCCAAGCCAGCCAGCAAGGGUGUUUCCAGACACACAGAUCUUUCAGACCUUCCUCUUGCAGACCUUCUGAAGGGGAGAAAUGAAGAGCUGAAACCAGACCAUUACCUCCGUAAAAGCCCCUCCCUGGAGUCCCUGAGCAAACCCCCUAUGGCCUUCAGCAGCAGAAUGCUUACCUCUACCCCCAGCAGCUUGAAACCCCAAAGCAAACUCAGCGUGGAGAGGAAGGACCCACUGGCAGCCCUGGCUCGGGAGUAUGGUGGUUCAAAAAGGAAUGCUCUGUUGAAAUGGUGCCAAAAGAAGACUGAAGGUUACCAGAAUAUUGAUAUUACCAACUUCAGCAGCAGCUGGAGUGAUGGGCUGGCCUUCUGCGCUCUCCUGCACACGUAUUUGCCUGCACAUAUUCCUUACCAGGAGCUCAACAGCCAGGAUAAAAAGAGAAAUCUGCUGCUAGCAUUUCAAGCUGCUGAAAGUGUAGGCAUCAAACCCAGUCUGGAACUCAGUGAGAUGAUGUACACGGACCGGCCAGACUGGCAGAGCGUGAUGCAGUACGUCGCCCAGAUUUACAAGUACUUUGAGACCUGAGGUGCAGAGCAAGAGGUGGACAGAAGUGGGGAAGAGAACAAAGAAUGCUACAGAUGCACUCGAUCACUUUAAAAAUCUCCUUGCUCCUCUUCCACAACCAACCUACGCUCUUAGUUUGGAAGAAAGCUCAUCCAUAAUUUUUAUUACAUCUGGGACUGCAACCGAAUGAAUAUCCGUUGUCCAUCCAUAUGAACCAAAUUUAUCUGUAAUUGUUUCUGAACAGGAUCCCUUGUGCUAAACAAUGUUUGCCUCAAACCAGACUCCACCAAGAGGAGACCUGCUACAAAAUGAAGUUCUGAAUCAGUGUGG
Mesitornis unicolor (brown roatelo) is the source of this 3572-nucleotide messenger RNA. RefSeq names its product sperm antigen with calponin homology and coiled-coil domains 1 (gene SPECC1). The record is from RefSeq and is a predicted model, not a curated record. The transcript has 14 exons. Gene Ontology annotation, cellular component: filamentous actin; microtubule organizing center. The coding region runs from base 252 to 3263 and encodes 1003 amino acids. Gene Ontology annotation, biological process: actin cytoskeleton organization. Gene Ontology annotation, molecular function: protein binding. Lineage: Eukaryota; Metazoa; Chordata; Aves; Mesitornithiformes; Mesitornithidae.